Molecule: messenger RNA, 1187 nt
Organism: Paramecium sonneborni
Lineage: Eukaryota; Ciliophora; Oligohymenophorea; Peniculida; Parameciidae
Source: the annotation of a GenBank genome assembly
AUGAAUAUCAAAAUAAUAUAUAAUACCAAAACCCAUAAAAUUUCUUAAAAAUAUCAAACUCUAGAAGAAAUAAGAAAUGCAAUCCAAAUCUUAUACCCUUAACAAUUAUAAAAUGAAUUCGACCUCUAUAUUUCAUUGCAUUAUCGUAUAACUUUUUUAAAUUUUUAUAGAAAUAGAACCUUUAAAAAUUAUAGACGAAGCUUGUCUUCUCAAAAUCAAAGAUCUUUAUCAUCAACUGAAAUGGUCAUCAAUCAAAAUUUUAGUUAAAGACUCAAUUAAUCCUAAUCUAACAAAUGAGGAUCUUUCAAUAUUAAAUUAAAGUGUAGUUUCCCAAUCUUCUGUUUAAUUAUCUACAUUUAUUGAAAAUUUUCAAUAAUAUCAAGAACCAAAACCAGAAAUAUAAUAGAAAUAGAAAAUUAUAAUCAAAGAGAUUAAAUAGGAGCAAGAUGUAACAUAAGAGUAAUUUUUAUUUCUUAUUGAAAUUAGGAUUAUAAAUCAAGUCUAAAAAUAAGAAGAAUUUUUAAAAAUAGAUUACAAUUCAGAAGAAUUUAAACAAUUUAUAAUCUAACAAAUAGAUGAAAGAUUGAAAUAUCACGGCAUAUUACAAGCUCAAUUAUUAAAGCCCAAAUUACCAGAAUAUAGAAUGUAAUUGAUCACUAAAGACUUUAAAUUAUCAAAAUUUAUCAAUGAAAUAGAAUAGUUUUAAGUUUAAAUAACUAAUACUGGUGAUAUUAUCUGGAGAAAAAACAAUGUAUUUUUAUGUGGGGUUGAUGGAUAUUAUAAAAAUGAAUAAUUUGAAGUAAAUAAUUAUUUUUAUUAAUAAGUUAUUAUAAGAUGUUAAUCCAGGAGAAAUAGCAUAUUUUAUAUGUAAAUUUUAAAUGCCAAAUUAUGAAGCAGAAAAUUUGAAAAGUGAAUUUUAAGUAAUAAUUCAUAAAUUAUUUGAUUAGAUGGUUUAUUAUGAAUAAGGUAAACAAAAAAGCUUUGGUGAAAAACUAUUACUUGUAUUCACAGUUAAAAAAAAGAAUAAUUAAAAACCAAAUUUGAAAAAAAUCAAUGAGUAAAAGAUUAAAUAAUUAAUGGAAAAUGCAGCUAUUACAAAAAUAGAGGCUAUUUAAUUUAUAGAAAUGUAUGGAGAAGAGAAUCCAAUUGAUGAAAUAAUAUUAGCUUAUUUUGACUAAUUGAAAUGA